This is a messenger RNA of Effrenium voratum, 2326 nucleotides long. The record is from the annotation of a GenBank genome assembly. NCBI's taxonomy places the organism in Eukaryota, Dinophyceae, Suessiales, Symbiodiniaceae.
CGUCGGAUCCGAUGUGUCUCCGUGAGAUGGUAAGGCGCCUUCCGACGCAAAGGCGUAGAUGAUAUCCAGCAGGAGGCGAGGCAAAGGAAAAUGCGAUUCAGCAAGCUGCACCAGAGUGGCAAUGGCUGUCCUGGUUGCAGCCAACUUGCUGCUCUGUUUCAUCUUUGGCUUUUUCCAUUUGCAGCACGUGGAAGCGGCUCAAGCGAUUGACUUUGGCGAGCUGGACUUCUCCAAACUCUAUGAUCCUCCUCCAGGAAUGUCGACUCCGGAGCUGCCGAACCUGGCCAGAGAUGCACAGAGCCAGAUGGAGGCUGUCCAGCCUACCACAAGGAUUUGGAGCUUGACCAAUCUUCGCAAAGAGCCCGAAGCCGUGGUUUCGCCUUCCCCUCCCAUGGCACUGGCAUUACGCCUUGCCAGCUGUCCAGUCUGUGGGAACCAAAUCCUGGGUCAGCUGCCGACGCCUCUCAAAAAGCGGGCAAUCAGUUGUGAAUGGAAGGAAGUGCCCAACACGUUCCUUUCGGACUUGGUGGGUGUAGUAGCUCCUGACAGGUUGUCGGCAGCGAAGGAUAUUUGCACGGAGUUUGGCAGCGCUUGUGGAGGAGUCACCUGCAGCCGGAGCCAAGGCAGCGACGCCUUUGGCUGCACGGCAAGGGCAUCCGCAGAGCCAAGAGCUUCCCCCGCCCGGGAAGUGUCGUACAUCAAGGAUUGUAAGUUCUUGGAGGCAGAUUGCGAUGAGGAGGCGGUCAAAACGGCUGCUUCCAACCCGUUUGCCAAAGACAUGCGCGGCACAGCAAUUGUCAUCCUGGCUCACAACCGAGAAGCAGAUUUGAGGAACUGCUUGGAAUCCCUGCUGUCCAUACCAGAGGCAGCGCUCUUUACACUCCACGUGUCCCUGGACGAUCCGGUGGCCUUCGCGACGAUGGGAGCAACCAUCCAAAGAGUGGCGAGUGCCCAUGCUGUCCACAUCCACGUGUGGAAGAUCUACGAGCAAAAGCCUGGAGACGACUACAACUCGGAGAUGCAGAAAUGGACCAAGAUGAACACUGGCAAGAUCGCGCACCACUACUGGCAAGUCUUCGAAAGGGCCUUCAUGGAGGAGCACUUUGAACAGGUGAUUUUCGCUGAGGAGGAUCUUCUCUUCUCCCCCGACUUCUUGGCCCUCUUCCGAAGUACUGCGGGGCUCUUGGACCAGGACCCGAGCCUUUGGUGCGUGAGCGCGUGGAACGACUUCGGCUUCAAGGGCACGGCCACGGAUCAUUGCCGCCUGCAGCGCACAUCAUACUUUCCAGGCCUGGGCUUUCUGCUGCCCCGAAGCGCCUGGCUGAAGAUCCGCGAGGAGUGGCCGGCUGCUCCAACGAUGGGCUGGGAUUAUUGGAUGCGAGUUGCCUUCCGGACCUUUGGCAAGGAAUGCAUCGUGCCGGAGGUGUCCAGAAGCCAUCACGCUGCCGCCAAAGGAUCCUCAGUCUCAACUGCCAAGCAGCUGCGACUGUUUGAUGCCAUGGCCUUCGCUGACAUCCCCUCCACAUGCGUCGCAACUGACUCCUGCAAUCAUUUCGGCAACAUCUCCUACCUCAUGGAGCAGGAGUAUGAGUCGUGGAUGCGCAAAGUCAUCGAAGAUGCGCCGCGAUUGAAGCCUUCGGAGCUUCGUUUGCAGAACGGCAAGCCACUACUGAAGAAGCUGCCAAACAUCGUGCACGUGGUGCCUUUCCAGCGCGAGGAGUACGCGGGCAUGGCUGAGGGGGCUGGCUUGCUGCCCAGGAACACCAAGGGAUCCAUUCCUCAAGACCUGCGAUCUGAGCACUACGGCGUGAUUGUGGUGCAGGAAUUGGUCCAUCCACAGUACUGCCCCUCUACGGGUGCCAUGGCACCGAAGGUCGGCAGAAUGGUCAGUCAGCACGUGCCACUACUCUUGGUGGACAGGAGGAGCCCUCGGGGGUACUUGCAGGAAGACGAGCAGCUGAGGCUGGAGUCUGACUUCGAGGUGAUUGCCGGUGGUCAGGGUCAGUCCUGUGAGGACGUGUGCAAGCAGAGGAGGUCCAGCUGCGACAAGAACCAGCUGUACUUUCUCAACGACUGCAACCUGCUGCGAAAGCACUUCGCCUGUGAGGCCGGCUGUGCACACCAGGUUGGCAAAGAGCUGCCGGUCUAUGUGCCCGACAGCUUUCAACCAACGCACAGGCAAUGCCUGCUCACCUUCAUCUCGCCCAUGACCUGCGAGGCAAAGCACCCCAGCACGGCGCGGUUAUGCGCGUGCAGGGUCAUUGCGCCUGCACCAACAAGCCAACGAAUCUGACAGACGCAAUGCCUGAAUGACAAUCAUCGAACA